Monopterus albus (swamp eel) is the source of this 3913-nucleotide messenger RNA. RefSeq names its product rabenosyn, RAB effector (gene rbsn). Gene Ontology annotation, molecular function: metal ion binding. The transcript is spliced from 12 exons. NCBI's taxonomy places the organism in Eukaryota, Metazoa, Chordata, Actinopteri, Synbranchiformes, Synbranchidae. Bases 318 to 2657 code for a protein of 779 amino acids. The record is from RefSeq and is a predicted model, not a curated record.
CCUACGGUGAAGUCUAGCCUGUGUGCGUUUCGUCCCGUUUGUCCCUCUUCUCUUGCCUUACAGAAUGCUAAUCACAUGAACAGGCAGGGUGGCUACCGCUGGUGCUGUCAAAGAGGAGCCAAACUGUCAGCAACAUUGUUACUGUAGGAUUCAUUUGUAAGUACAAAAGUCUGCUUUGUCCUGCUCUUUGGUGUCUGAGGAUUUUCUCUGGCAUGAUGGAGCUAAUAUGGGGUGGAUUGCACACCCCGUGACCUGUGGACUGAACCAGGAAUUUCCCACUCUGCACCUCUUCUCCAGCAACACAGCUGACUGCUGUCAUGGCCUCCAGCUACCCCCCCGCCUUUGAGGGCACAGGUGAGGUGAAAGAGGGCUUUCUUUGCCCACUGUGCCUGAAAGACCUUCAGUCAUUCUAUCAACUCCAAGAACACUAUGAAGAGGAGCACACUGGGGAUGAUGGCCAUGUUAGGGGACAGCUCAAAAGCUGGGUUCAGAAGGCAAAGAAAGCCAAAGACAAGCUCUUAAAGAGGGAUGGAGAUGACAGAGUGGAUACUGGCAGUUAUGAGUCCUUCUACUAUGGUGGAGUGGACCCAUUCAUGUGGGAGCCUCAGGAACUAGGAGCAACUAGAAGUCACCUGGACUUGUUUAAAAAACACCGGGCAGCCAGGAUAGAUCACUAUGUCAUUGAGGUCAACAAGCUCAUCAUCAGACUGGAAAAGCUGACAUCAUUUGACAGGACCAACUCAGAUGCUGCCAAAAUCAGAGCCAAUGAGAAGUCUGUAGUGUCAUGGGUGAAUGACACAGAUGUCCCCUUCUGUCCUGACUGUGGGAACAAGUUCAACAUCCGGAACAGACGGCACCACUGUCGUCUCUGUGGGUCUAUCAUGUGUAGGAAGUGCAUGGAAUUUGUCCCCUUAACUUUGGCCCAAAAGCUAAUUAAUGGGACACGCGAGGCACUGUGUGUACCCGGGAGCCCAGUUCAGUCACAAUCCCCUCCAGCAGGGGGUGGCAGCAGUGGGAUGGGCUCUAGGAGAGGCAGCAUCAGCAGCCUGAGCAGCAUAACCUCCAUGCUGGAGGAGAAGGAUGACGAGAAGAUCCGCUGCUGCCACCACUGCAUGGACACACUGCUGAAGAGACAACAGAAGUUAGAAGAGAAAGACCACGUGCCUGAUAUAGUAAAACUUUAUGAGAGGCUGAGGAUGUGCAUGGAGAAGGUGGAUGAAAAAGCUCCAGAAUACAUCAAAAUGGCUGAAUCUCUCAAUGCCGGAGAAACCACAUACAAUCUUGACACUGCUGGUGGACUGAGACUGGAAGUACACAAAUACUACGAACUCAUCGAUGCUCUAAGUAAGAAGAUUUUAACACUGGGAGUUAAAAACGAUCCCCCGCCACAUCCAAAGUCACUUCAGCUGCAGAGGAUGGUGCGCUAUACAGCAACGCUAUUUGUCCAGGAGAAGCUGUUAGGUCUCAUGUCUUUACCCACCAAGGACAAAUAUGAAGAGCUGAAAGAGAAGAGAAAACAGGAACAAGAGAAGAGACUCCAACAAGAGAGACUGGCAGGCCAGGAGGCCCUGAGGAGGAGGCAGGAGGCUGAGAGAAACCGUCCACCUAUCAGUAAUAAUGGAGAGCUGCCGCAGGCCCCUAGGGUGCCACGGAUGACCAAAGCAGGUGGCUGGUUGCCAUCUGCAGACACUGUUCAUGCACGCAGUGAGCUGGAAGACCCCCUCCUGCAGCAGAUUGAGAACAUUCAGUCAUUCCUCCGUCAGGCACGGGAGGCCCAAAGAACAGAUGAGGCAGCCAUGUUGGAGGAGAACUUGCGUCAACUACAGGAUGAAUACGAUCAACAGCAGACCAGCCUGGCCAUUGUUCUUUCGCAGAAGCUAGCUGAGGAGGAGAGCUUGCAGCAGGGGGAGCUGGAUCGCCUGGAGGCCCGGGAAAAAUUAGAGAGGGAGAACUGUGGCCCCCCUGUGGAAUCCACUCUGCCUUCCUUCACCUGGGAGAGGACUCUGCAUAUCAGCACGGCAGGGAGCUUCCCGGAAGAGGACGACAAUACAGCAGAGGAUCUGACUCCUAAAGCUGAGAGGAGCCCAUCAUCUGUUAGAGCAUUCCCUGCUCUCACAAGCCAGGAGGAGUCGCCUCCUAGGUUGAGGAGCUUAGGGGGGCACGUAACCCCCCCUGGUGGCGAAGGACAGAACAGCACCUCCUUUAACCCUUUUGAUGAGGAGGGCUCUACUCCACUGGAGGAGGAUCCGUCCAAUCCUUUCUUUGAAGACAUCAAGAGGGAACAUAAAGAAAUAACCAGUGGGAAGAAAGAAUACAACCCCUUUGAUGAAGAUGAUGAGGAGGACAAACAGGCAGAGACUGUACCCAGCAACCCCUUUAAGGAGGGUGACGACACUGAUGCGGGUAAUCCUUUCAUGAAGGCUUCUGGGAGUUCUCCAGGAGACUCAACCAACCCCUUUGACGGGGACGACGAUGAUGAGGUUUUGACCGAUUUGGACAUAAUAGAGGAAGAACUGCUGCUGCAGCAGAUUGACAACAUUAGGGCCUACAUUUUUGAUGCCAAGCUCAGCGGCCGUCUUGACGAGGUGGAGCUCCUGUCAGGGAACCUGAGAGAGCUAAAACGCACCCUUGAGGAACAGAAGAGAAAGAAGCACUAACAACUUUUCCUCAAAAUCCCCCUGAUCUACUGCUACUGCACCAAGUCCUGAAAGACUAGCUCACUACUGUAAUGAGCCUACAGAGGUUAGUUUGGGUGAGGUCUGCUGCACUACAGAAAUAUAACAUUAGUUCCAAAAUUAAAUAUGUAUUAGACUUCAGUAGUCUGGAGUGACUCCCUUAAUUUCCAAACAUCUUUCUGUACAGGGUCGCAGAGAGCUGGAUCCUCCAGUAUCCCAUCAUACCAAGUUUUUAAACACUGCAAGUACAAAUGUGUACAAAUACUCUGUUAUAUCAGUACAAACAUAAACCAUGGAAGAAAGCUGCUUAAAAAGCUGUGGUCUUGUUGAAGUCUCUGGCAGAAAUUCAGAACAAAGACAAUGUGUUUGCUCGGCUUAAGUUGAACAAAUUGGAGCCAUGUGAGCAAUUAACUGAUGCACAAAAUCCAUGGAUAAAUAAUUUCAAGGGCUUUUUUGUUGACAAAUUGUGUACUCAAGCAAUUUAGCAUUGCACUCGUAUAUCACUGGACAGUUAGAAAAAGGCAUCAAAGCAGAUGCAGCACAGCCAGAGAUAAUGCUUAAUGCAACUCAGCUGCCAUCAGUUUAGUUGUGACACCACAUGAGGCAGCUCACUCUGCAGUACAGAAGGCUGUCAACAGCUUUUUUUAGGAUGUGUGAAAUGGGUGGAGUUCUCCUUUAUUUCCAUUCUUAUUAGACGUAUUAUAUUAUUGCACCUACAACUUCAUUUUAUUUGUGGUUAGUGAGGUUCCAGCUCCUUACUUAACUAAAUACCAAAGAACCAAACCAUGCAUGGCUGUUCCAACCGGGCAGUGAACUAGUCUCAGAACAAAAUAACAUCUGAUAAUCUCAUAAAAGCAGGUUAAAUUAGAUUUAUGGCCAUUCUUGUGCAGCCUAGUUUUUGAAGGAAAUUCUUAUACAUUAAUAUUUAAUCACAGGCCUAAAUUACUAAGCCAGUAACACCAUUUGCACCAUUUGUUGCAGCACUUACGACCCCUUUCUCCUAGAUUUUUAAGAGAAAUUUAACCAUUUUUGUUGUUUGUCGCUUGUACUGACCAUAAGAAGCUUUCACUCAUACUGCUAAUAACAAGUGCGUUUACAGUACAGUAUCCAUAAUAGAAAUUGAUUAUUGUUCUAACAGUGAUUUGUUUUUUUUGUUGGGGUUUUUUUCUUAUUUUGCUUGUUUUCUGUAAAACUAAAUGCACACGUUACCCUGCCCUUGUUGGGUUUCUUUGUCUAAA